This is a messenger RNA of Asterias rubens (European starfish), 1184 nucleotides long. Its product is annotated as tyrosine-protein kinase receptor Tie-1-like. Gene Ontology annotation, molecular function: transmembrane receptor protein tyrosine kinase activity; ATP binding. The transcript has 7 exons. Bases 34 to 795 code for a protein of 253 amino acids. Gene Ontology annotation, biological process: positive regulation of kinase activity; multicellular organism development; protein phosphorylation. Gene Ontology annotation, cellular component: signaling receptor complex. NCBI's taxonomy places the organism in Eukaryota, Metazoa, Echinodermata, Asteroidea, Forcipulatida, Asteriidae. The record is from RefSeq and is a predicted model, not a curated record.
GCAAAGACCGGCCUCCUGCAGGAGUUGGACCUGAUGAAGAAAGUGGGUUCACAUCCACACGUGGUCAAUCUAUUGGGAUACUGUGUAGAGAAAGAUCCCAUCUACGUCAUCGUUGAAUAUCUCAGUAAAGGUGACCUUAAGAAUGUUCUGAUUGGAUGUAGAUCCGAAGAUUCUGGAGCAGGUUACUUCAACAUACGUGGUAAACGUAAAUCACUCUCUAAGACAUUGAUCAAGUUUGCCAGAGAUGUGGCAAGUGGAAUGGCCUUCUUGUCGUCACAAAAGUGUAUCCAUCGUGAUCUGGCUGCCCGUAACGUUCUGGUAAGUGAAGACAUGGUCUGUAUAAAGGUGGCUGACUUUGGACUGGCCCGUGACGUCAUGAAUGUCCGCAUCUACCAGCGGGAAUCAGAGGGAGUUCUGCCCAUGCGCUGGAUGGCACUGGAAUCCCUUCUUGAUGACGUGUACACAACAGAGAGUGACGUAUGGUCUUUUGGGAUUCUCCUUUGGGAGAUCGUUACUCUUGGUGCGAAGCCAUAUCGACUCAUGACUGCAAAGACAAUGGUUGCCCAACUCAAGGAGGGCUACCGUAUGCCUAAACCAAGUCACUGCAAGAAAGAGCUAUACUCCAUGAUGAGCAGCUGUUGGCUUCAAAAUCCAAACAAGAGACCAACUUUCCGUAGUCUCUUCAAACAGUUGGAGAAGAGUCUGGCAAAUGAAGCGGAUUACAUCGAUCUGGGUGAUCUGGACGAAAAUAUAUACGAGGUGACAAAGAUAAGGGAUGAGGACGAGAAACUGUGAGACUUUGCUGCCAACUCUCACCAGAAAAAAACAACACGAUGUGAUGUUGGCCCAUCCAAAAGAGUCUUUUGACGCUCUGCUGGUUCAAUGCAAUUAUAACAUUCCUGUCAAAAAACUAGAUGCAUGGUUUUUAUAGAGUAGAAAUUAGUUAUAAUACUUAUCCGGGUCAGAAUCCCGAUUCGUGUCCCUUCGGGCUUGACCCAGAAUGGGUCAUUGACCCGGGAUCUGUGUCAAAAUUAUCCAGAAACAGAACAAAAUGACGCAUAAUCUUCGUUAGAAACACAUGUUUAACCACUUUUCGAACUCAGCAAGUGGGUCAGGGGCCGAUUUCACAAAGCAAUAAAAUUCAUCGCAACACAAAUUUUCAGUAUCACCAUAGUGAUUUGAAU